AUGCAAUUUGGUGAGGCGUUAACAAAAGUGAAGAAAAUAGCAACGGGUUAUUAUAUCGGCGGGAUUAUAUUGUCUGUUGCUUUCUUCCUUUUAAAGGUUACGAAUGGCCUGUGUAACUUUGUUUUUGGUGCGGAAGAUGAAUGCGGUCUUGAUCGAAUGGAGCGUGAGAUUAUGAUAUCCCUUGCUAUUAUGAUAUUCUAUAAGAAUAGAAAGGCAGCAAACUGGAUGCACUGUUUAGCGAAUAUGUUCUUGUUCUGCAAAUUAGCCAAUAUUUUCUUAUUUUUGCGAGCCGACGUUAUUGUUGGUGUUGUUUACAUCUGUGCUUGUUUAAUACAUUCCGUUUUCUAUCCGGAACCAAUUUGUGCAGAAUCAGAAAGAACAGUUAUUUAUAACAACACGGAAUUAUACGAGGAAAUUCAACGAAAUACAAAAAUGACUUGGUUAAUUUAUUUUUAUACCUCCUGGUCACCAGAAUGCAAGCAUGUUUCUCACGUCUUUGCCCAGUUAAGUGAUAGGUUUCAUUUGCCAAAUCUAAGAUUUGCCAAGUUAGACGUGGGAAAAUGGUCUCAGGAGGCGAAUCGAUUUCGUAUAAAUAUACAUCCAACCAGCAGACAGUUACCGACGAUUUCGUUAUUCAAAGAAGGUAAGGAAGUACAGCGACGACCUACAGUAUAUAACCGACGUGCUCUACCUUUCGUUUUCACUAAAGAGAAUUGUAUCCUUGCAUUUGAUCUCAUUAAUUUGUAUGAAGAAUGCAAGUCAAACAUGACAAGGCACGAAAAAGAACAGUUCAUGAAUGCACAAUCGAAAAAAGAACAAUAA
Molecule: messenger RNA, 822 nt
Organism: Cercopithifilaria johnstoni
Lineage: Eukaryota; Metazoa; Nematoda; Chromadorea; Rhabditida; Onchocercidae
Source: the annotation of a GenBank genome assembly